Messenger RNA from Candida tropicalis MYA-3404, 1158 nucleotides. RefSeq lists its product as uncharacterized. Lineage: Eukaryota; Fungi; Ascomycota; Pichiomycetes; Serinales; Debaryomycetaceae. The transcript has a single exon. The record is from RefSeq and is a predicted model, not a curated record. The coding region runs from base 1 to 1158 and encodes 385 amino acids.
AUGACUACAUCGACGACUUAUUUAACUAAAGAUUCUUUAUUUUUGAAACUACCAACAGAACCAACAACUAAUUCAAUUACAUUAAAAGAUCUAUAUAAUGAUUUAUCAGCAAAUCCAAUAUCAUAUGAUUCAAUAAUCAAUAAAACAUACUAUUUAUUAAAAUCUUCGUUAUCAUCAUCGCCAUCAUCUGAAUUGACAGUCCAAACAUGUUUGAAAUUAUGGCAAAUCAGAUUGACUUGUCAUUUAUUCAAUAAUAAUUUAAAUUAUGCCAAAAAAGAACUGAUUAAUUUAAAUAACUCCUUGUAUUUAAAUGAAAAUCAUAAUAUAUCACCAUCUAGUUUAAAUACCAUUAGUGGAGGAGCAAAUGGGAAUAAUAAUCUUCUUUAUCCAUUACCUAAGAAUAAUUUAAUGGUUAUUGAUUAUAAAUUAUUGAUUCUAUUAAUGAGAUUAAAAAAUUUCCCAAAUUUAAAUUUAACUAAUGAAUUAUACAAAUUGAUUUGGCAAAUUAGAUUAAAAUCAAAUAAUAGUCCUCAAGAUGAUACAAAUGAUAUGAAUAUAAUUUUGGAAAAUUUAAGUUUUGAUAAUAUUGUGAUUUUAAUAAUUACUAAAAAUUUCAUACCUUUAAUUAAUUUUUUAAAUCAAUUAAUUGAAGAAUUGAAAGAAUUGAAUAAAUCCAAAGAGAAUCAAUAUUAUUCGAAUAUUUGUUUAAUUUAUAUUAUUAUUAAUUUAAUCGUAUAUUGCAAAAAGGGGAAACUUGGAGGAAUAUUUGAUAAUGUUAAACAAUUAUGGGAAAAUGAUGUGAAUCAAUUCACUAAAAAUUGUUUAAAUUAUUCAUUACAAAAAAUAUCUCCUAUUAUAACUCAAUCAAAUCCAUCUGAAUCUAUUCACAAAUGUGAAACUAUCGAUGAUUUAGUUGAAUUGGUCAAUAAUGAUUUAAUAACUGGGAGAAUAAUCUGUUCAACUUUAGGUAUUUGGGAUUUAAUAAAUAACUAUGAUUUCACCUUGGCUGAAUCUGAAGAUGGUUUACAAUUCAGAGGCAAAACCAGUGCCAAUAAAGAUAUAUCCUCAUUGUCAGAUGAAGAUCUUGCAAAUGAAUGUUUGAAAGUGUUAGAAAGCCAAUGGUGUAAGUAUAUAAAUAAAGUGUAUGGAUUAGAAUAA